AACGGCCCAAAUCCAAACGGCACAUUGUAUGGGUGUACACUCUCUCACACACGAUUACAGCUAACAAGGCUAAAACCCUUGCGAUUUGCGAAGUAGCAGACACUCGAAGCUGUUCUUCAUUUUCGGCAUCUCUCUGGUUAGACAAUGGCAUUUCUGAACAGAGUGGGCAAUGUUCUAAAACAAGCUGUCAGCAAGCAUGUUAGUUCACAAUAUCUGGCUCCGAGUGCCUCGAUUUUUCAGGCAGUGAGGAGCAUGUCUACCUCUGCAAAGCUCUUUGUUGGAGGCCUCUCUUAUAGCACUGAUGACACUAGUUUACAAGAAGCUUUUUCCCAGUAUGGAGAAGUGGUCGAAGCUAGAGUUAUUCUAGACCGUGAGACUGGUAGAUCCCGAGGAUUCGGCUUUAUUACCUUCACUUCAACUGAGGCCGCUAGUAGCGCCAUUCAGGCAUUUGAUGGCCAGGAUCUACAUGGACGAAGGGUUAGGGUGAAUUAUGCUACUGAAAAACCUCGUGGUGGUGGUUUUGGAGGCGGAUAUGGUGGUGGUGGUGGGGGUUAUGGAGGUGGGGGAUAUGGUGGUGGUGGAGGGGGAUAUGGUGGUGGAGGAUAUUCUGGUGGUGGGGGUUACGGAGGUGGACAGGGUGGUAACUAUGGGCGCGGAGGAUACCAAAGUGGUGGAGGUGGAUAUGGUGGUGGCAACCAAUAUCCUAGUCAAAGUGGUGGAUUUGGUGGUUCUGGUAACUACCCUAGUGGAGGAGAAGGUGCCUUUGGUGGUGGUGGUAACUCUGUACAAGCUGAUGGAAACUACAGCUCUAGUGGACAAACUGGCUUUUCUUCCUUCUCAGAUUUUGGGACAACUGGAGGUGCUGGUGAAAUUCCCGAAGCAGUGGGUGGUCAAACAGAAGCUGGAGACGUAGGUUUUGGGCAGGACAGUUUCGGUAAGGAGGACAAUGAGGAGGAGCCCAGUGAUUAUGCCAACACUCAGAAAUGAAGACGCUACCAAUAAUUGUAGGAGUGGUUGUCUCAUAAUGUGGAAAUAAGUUGAAAUUUUUCACUUUCUUGUGUCCCCAAUACUCGGGUGCCAUCAUAUAUGCUUCUUCAUUCCCAUUUCAGUAGACUUGUUGCAAGAAGGUGUUUCACGAACUUUUUUUGAGUUUAAGUGGAUUAUUUUUCUGAA
Messenger RNA from Salvia hispanica, 1173 nucleotides. RefSeq lists its product as uncharacterized. NCBI's taxonomy places the organism in Eukaryota, Viridiplantae, Streptophyta, Magnoliopsida, Lamiales, Lamiaceae. Gene Ontology annotation, molecular function: RNA binding. The record is from RefSeq and is a predicted model, not a curated record.